AUGUUGCCGGCGCUGGUCCCGUUGGCCAAGGCAGAGGCCCAGUAUAUUCUGGACGGCGUCCAGGAGGACAUUCGCAACGACGGUCGGCAGCGGCAUCACGCGCGGCCCUAUCACAUCGAGACGGGCCUUGUAUCCAAUGCCAACGGCUCAGCACGCGCACAGCACGUGGGCACGGAUGUUCUUGUCGGAGUCAAAGCCGAGCGCGGCGUGGCAUUGGGUCAGAAUGAGGAUGAAGGGCAGAUUGAGGUACUCUCGCGCAUGUUCAAGAAGACUCAACACGCACUGGGCAAUGUCGUUGAGCAGUUUGCAGUGCAGUUUGCCUCGUCCGCAACAGCCAUGUUGUCAGGUCGCGAACGAGAGGACUAUGGACGUGCCAUUGCCCUGGCUCUGCAGGAAAUGGCCGACGUGCGCGGUGCGAUCGAUCGACAGGCACUGUGCAUUAUUGCUGGCCGUGAGGCUUUUACACUCAAGGUGGACGUGAUGAUCUUGGCAGCCAAUGGCGGGGCCAUUUAUGACACUGCUGCUGUAGCCGUCUAUGCGGCCCUGGCCUCGUGUGACAUUCCCUCGGUAACUCUGGUCAAGGACGCUGAUGGUGACGUCGUGGACUGGGAGUUUGCGGAUACACCUGACCAUCAAUUGGACGUGAGCCGUCUCCCACUUCUGACGACCAUCGCCAGCAUCAAUGAUUUCGCUGUGCUCGAUGCCACCACAGCGGAAAUGGCCUGUGCAGAUGCAGCCAUGAUCUUGGGUAUCGAUGCUCAGGGCGAGCUGUGUACCUGCCGUUUGGUGGGGCGAACUGGCGGCGUAGAUCCCGAACUGUUAACCGAAAUGACACUCAUGGCGCAGGAGGCGGGCAAGGCCAGCGUGGCUAGCGUGCGUAACGCCCUGCAGCAAGAGGCCGCUCUUGAUCGCAGUCCCAUUGCCGUCGGCUUUUUACGGUAA
Messenger RNA from Monosiga brevicollis MX1, 942 nucleotides. RefSeq lists its product as uncharacterized. Gene Ontology annotation, biological process: nuclear mRNA surveillance; U1 snRNA 3'-end processing; nuclear polyadenylation-dependent mRNA catabolic process. The transcript has 8 exons. The coding region runs from base 1 to 942 and encodes 313 amino acids. The record is from RefSeq and is a predicted model, not a curated record. Lineage: Eukaryota; Choanoflagellata; Craspedida; Salpingoecidae. Gene Ontology annotation, cellular component: cytoplasmic exosome (RNase complex); nuclear exosome (RNase complex).